GCUGGGGGAACAGGAAACCCAGCCGUGAAACGCACAGAAACCCAGCCAUGGAGCUGCCGGAUCCGGUCCGCCUGCGGCUGGGAAACUUCAGCCGGACAAUGUUCCAGGACUCAAACCGGACAGGCCCCGAGUACAACGAAGGUCCGGAUAAUGAAAUGGUUUCCAGUUUGGCAUUGCAAAUGUCACUUUAUUUUAAUGCUUACUUUUUCCCACUUUGGUGGGUGAGCAGCAUUAUAAUGCUUCAAGUGAAGUAUCCAAUUUUGCCUGAUUACUACAAAUUCAUUGUUGUCACCGUUAUCAUCCUAAUAACCUUAAUUGAAGCUAUCAGGUUAUAUCUGGGCUACAUGGGUAACCUACAGGAAAAGGUUCCUGAGUUGGCUGGCUUUUGGCUUUUGAGCCUUCUAUUGCAGUUGCCUUUAAUUCUUUUCUUGCUCUUUAAUGAAGGCCUAAUGAAUCUGCCCUUGGAAAAGGCAGUACACAUCAUCUUCACUAUGUUCCUUACUUUCCAAGUUGUUUCAGCAUUUCUUACCUUGAGGAAAAUGGUAAAUCAGUUGGCAACUCGUUUCCACCUCCAAGACUUUGACAGGCUCUCUGCAAAUAGAGGAGCUGUGAGAACAAUGAGAUCCUGUAUAGAAGAGAUUUAACCCAGUGCUGUUUAGUGAAGAUCUGAAAGGUCAUUCUCAAAGACUGCAAGAGUUAGGAAAACAUCAGAGAUCUAGCAUGAGAAAAAGGACAAUGCAAGUGCUUGGAACUGCAUACUCUCCAGCAAUGAAAUGCAAAGGUAGAGGGUGAUGACAGACUGUACCGUGCAAGAAAGCAGUAAGUCAACGCUGAAGCCUAGGUGUUUUCCACCGAUGCCAAAUAUCUUAAUUUUUUGGUUGUUGUUGACUUUCUCAGGUGUGUAGAACGCUGUGUUGAUGGUUAGUUUAUCAUCUUCACAGCAAUAUUUCUCCUUAGUAUCUACCACAUUUCUAGUUAGAAAUGUGUGUAUUCCUUUUAAACUUGUAGCUAUCCAUGUCUUAGCACAUGGAAAUGCUUAUCAAUAUUGUGGUAUAUUAGACUAUAUUUGUAAACCAAGACACCAAAUUUUCAUGUAUGCUAGGGUUAAAUUAUAACCCUAAUCUCAGCUGUUACCCUGAGGUUAAGAA
Pteronotus mesoamericanus is the source of this 1148-nucleotide messenger RNA. RefSeq names its product transmembrane protein 17 (gene TMEM17). Lineage: Eukaryota; Metazoa; Chordata; Mammalia; Chiroptera; Mormoopidae. The coding region runs from base 48 to 644 and encodes 198 amino acids. The transcript has 4 exons. Gene Ontology annotation, cellular component: ciliary transition zone. The record is from RefSeq and is a predicted model, not a curated record. Gene Ontology annotation, biological process: non-motile cilium assembly.